Messenger RNA from Staurois parvus, 1098 nucleotides. Lineage: Eukaryota; Metazoa; Chordata; Amphibia; Anura; Ranidae. The record is from the annotation of a GenBank genome assembly.
AUGGAUGCUAUUGAGACUACAAACAUUGAAGUACACACAGAAGUUCCGCACAGUGAAACACAAAAUGGAUUUCCAAGAUCCGUUUCUUCAAACAGUGAAGAUGACAAAACGGUUAGGACAAAAGCCAAAGGCCUUCCCAACGGUUUGAGGAAGGGAACAAAGAAAUAUCCAGACUAUAUUCAAAUAGCAAUACCAGCAGACUCUAAAAACAAAUUUCCUCUAGAAUGGUGGAAAACAGGAAUUGCCUUUGUCUAUGCUCUUUUUAAUAUGGUUCUAACCACAGUCAUGAUAACAGUAGUUCAUGAAAGAGUCCCGCCUAAGGAGGUAAACCCACCAUUGCCAGACAAGUUCUUUGACUAUAUUGAUCGAGUGACAUGGGCCUUUACUGUAUCAGAGAUAAGUGGGAUGAUUCUGGUUGGAAUCUGGCUACUUCAAUGGCUUUUCCUCAGAUACAAAUCAAUCGUGGGGAGAAGGUAUUUUUUCAUCAUCGGGACUUUGUACCUAUAUAGAUGUAUAACAAUGUAUGUCACAACCCUACCUGUGCCUGGUUUGCACUUUCAAUGUGCUCCAAAACUCAAUGGAGAUUCUUACGGUAAAGCACAAAGAAUCCUGCGACUGUUAACUGGGGGUGGCCUGACUAUCACUGGAUCUCAUAUCUUAUGUGGAGACUUUCUUUACAGCGGACACACAGUCAUGCUGACCCUCACCUAUUUAUUUAUCAAAGAAUAUUCCCCUCGUCACUUUUGGUGGUAUCACUUAUUCUGCUGGCUGCUGAGUGCUGCGGGGGUCAUUUGUAUUUUAGUAGCUCACGAACACUAUACCGUGGAUGUUAUUAUAGCUUACUACAUCACUACUAGACUCUUCUGGUGGUAUCAUGCAAUGGCUAAUGAAAAGGCAUUGAAGACUUCAUCUCCAACUAAUUUCCUUUCCCGGUCCUGGUGGUUUCCUGUGUUUUUCUUUUUUGAGAAGAAUGUCCAGGCUUCUAUUCCAUGCUCCUUCUCCUGGCCCAUCUCAUGGCCUCCCAGCUGCUUUAAGUCUUCAUGUAAAACAUAUGCAAGGGUUCAGAAGACUGGAGAAGACAAUGAGAAAUGCACAUGA